Messenger RNA from Drosophila obscura, 1542 nucleotides. RefSeq lists its product as uncharacterized. Gene Ontology annotation, molecular function: protein binding. NCBI's taxonomy places the organism in Eukaryota, Metazoa, Arthropoda, Insecta, Diptera, Drosophilidae. The record is from RefSeq and is a predicted model, not a curated record. The coding region runs from base 194 to 1150 and encodes 318 amino acids. The transcript has 2 exons.
UCUAUGUAGCUAGUAACAUUACACCGAAUAUCAAAAUUGAGGAAUAUGAUAGCACUGUACGUUGGACACCCUGUCUAGGUCAGACACCAUUCCAGUAAAAUUUCUGGCGGCAGCAAACAGCUGAUGAAAUCCACAACAAAACGCAUUUCUAAAAAGUACAAUUUAAGUGUGUUAAAUAUUGCCAUAUUUCGCCAUGGAGACGCUAAACGACGAUUGUGUGUGCCAUAUACUGGAGUACCUGCCACUGGUGGAACAAAUAAAGAUGUGCCGACUGUCGCCACGCUUCCGGGAGCUGCUCUGCCUGAUUGUGUGGAGGAAGCCACGGUAUCGGAAUGUCUCCGUGUCGGAUGCCAUGCUGAAGCCGUUGAGCAAAGCGGACUACGUCUACUUCUUUGAGCUGACCAGCUCCGCCAUGGAGGAGCUCUACAUAUGGAAUGUGCAUUCAAAGGCAUUCGAUUCGUACCUGGGACGCCACCUCAUGCGCCCCGAACUGAGCUUCUAUCUGCGCCGAGACUUUAGUAAUCUGAAAGAGCUUUGCAUUGCAGAUGAGAACAUGAACAACAGCAUGGUCAAUACCAUAGCCAAGAACUGUCGCCAGCUGCGCUGUCUGAGCGUGUCCAGCGCCUAUGUGACGGGCAAGCACAUGAUCGGCCUGACCAAGCUCGAGUCGCUGGUCGCCCGUGAAUGCUCCAUUGAGACGGAGUACUUAAGCGAGAUACUGGAUCAGCUGUCGCUGUCCCAUCUGGACCUCACCGCCAACAGACACCAAGUGGAGGAGACUAUCCUGCAGAGUGCGGGGGCCAAGCGGCUCCAGCGUCUGGGAAUAUCCGAUGCCCAGGACUAUGGCUUUCUACUGGCGGACAAGCUGCCGCAGCUAACCACGCUGGUGGUCAGCUACCACAAGGUGACGCCCCAAGAUCAGCUUGAUAUGUUGGAAACCACACGCCGACGGGUUGAGGAUUCUCCCGGCAAAUUUCCCAAACGACUGCAAUCGAUCCUGUGCAAUGUAGUGGAUGUGGAGGUUGCUCUCGAGCAGAUAGCGGGGCUCGAGAAGCGCCAUCCCAGAGAUACUCCGAAGUUUAGUGAGAUAUUGAAGAUUAUGUACUUCUUGUCCAAGCCAGUGGGGAGCGACAAGACGCCGCCUCCUUGAGAUUGUUACUGGUCUAGAUGUUUGCCCAUGCUAACAGAUAAAUUUCACCCAAACGAUGAGCCGCACUGACAGCAGUAGUAUAUGUAGGCUCCAUUAUUUAUGUUAUGUUAUGUUUUGCGGCAGCCUCUUUGUGCUUAGAGGAGGAACUCUGUCGGAUGAGGCUGUGAUAGUAUUUUAUUGACCUGUUAAACCUUUUCCUCAAUUGAUACGUGUGUAUUUAAGUAUAAUAUGUACUAUGUAAAUGUAUGUCGUGACUUUCAAUUAGGAUUAAGAUCGAGAUUUGAUAAACAUUUGUAGACAUACAUACCCAUAUAAGCAUUCGCUUCGCUUCUAUCUGUAUGCGGUAAUUUGCUUGUAAAUAAAUGUUGUUUGUUCUCUAAUCGUAAAUUUGU